This is a messenger RNA of Pieris napi, 2531 nucleotides long. RefSeq lists its product as uncharacterized. Lineage: Eukaryota; Metazoa; Arthropoda; Insecta; Lepidoptera; Pieridae. The transcript is spliced from 3 exons. The record is from RefSeq and is a predicted model, not a curated record. The coding region runs from base 132 to 2531 and encodes 799 amino acids.
CAUUUAUUUUCGGCAAUGUAAAUUACAAGUAAAAUUAAAAUUUUAAUAAAUUAUUUUAAAUUAUAUCUUGUAGAACUAUAGAUAGUAAGGAGUUUUUAUGAUUCAUGUUAAGGUAGAAUUGUAACUUUAAUAUGGCUUCUUCGGAUUCAAUGUUUUUAUUUGAGUUCAUAGUUGAAAAAUUUAGGAGCGGCUUAGAUUCUGAAACCAUUUAUUUCAAGGCCAACUUCAAAGACGUGUUUGAUAUAUCCUUGGGCAACCAACAUGAAAUCAAAUCUAAGGUAAACAGGAAGAAAACUAAAAUUAGAAGUAUUAAAUCGAAAGAAGAGACGCGGAAAGUAUCAUUAACUAAAAUUAAAACAGGAGGGUCAAUAUUAAUAAGCAUGAUACCGCAACAACUUAUAAAUACUAUGUUUAACAAUGAAUUGGAAGUAUCUCUGUGGAAUAAAAAUUUAAAUAGAAAGCUCGGUUCAGUGAUGAUUCCUUGGGCACAGUCAUAUUUAAACUAUAUAUCAACUUUAGAAUACCAUCAAAAUAAGCUACCCGUGUAUGUGAGAAAAGUAUAUACCAUAUGCAAUAACUUCAAUAAAAAAAUUGCUUUAGUAAAAUUGAAAGUGAAGCUUUCAUACUUCGAAGCACAAAGAAAUAACGAACUAAUACCAAGGACUCUUUCUUAUGAUGUAACAAAGUCAUCAAAGCUAUCUGUAAUAAAUAAAAUUGAACAAACAUUAGAUAAACAGCAUGGCGUUAUCAAAACAACAUACAGCGGGAAUAAAAUUAUGAAAAGCACAAAAACAAAUAAAGAUUACAAAUCAAAACUUAAGCCAAUUUUUGAUAGUCAAAGUACAAAAAAUGUUAAGAAUAAGGAAAAGGCUAUAGAAGAAAAUAUAACUUCUGAGGAACAAGCAAAAGAUUAUGCGAAAUCGGAGAAGAUAAGAAAUACAAGAGUUUUGAGCAAGUCAAAAUCUUUGACAAAGAUUGAAAACAUGCGUUAUAAGCCCUUGCAUUACAUAUUUGGAGACCCAAAGGGGCAAUUUGGAGGUAAGACAUACUGUGUGAACUAUUGUACUGUGGAAAAAGAUUUAUCAAACCAAACAUCUAAAACUUCUAUAACUGACAAAUCUCCAUCGAAUAAAUCAAUCCCAUCCAAUAAAUCAAUCCAUCAAUCCAAAGCCAAGUUUAAAUUUAAGCCGUGUGAUAGCGAAUGUCAAGUUAUGAAAAACAGAUCGGGUUCUUGUCCAGCAAGUACGUGUACGUUAGACCUUCCUGAGGAAGCCGCUCCUCUAAUUAGUAUAGCGAAAUGUAAACAGGUAGUUUGUGAUAACAAACAGCACAGAGUACUUCCACCACCAGCGGAUGAUCGGAUUCUAUUAGAUCUAUCAAGUAUGGAAAGAGAUUGUUGUGAUCAAACUGAUAUGACCAAAAUGGUUGAAGAGGUAAUUGGUGGUGUGACAGCCAAGAUGAAAGUUGGUAAAGACCCUUGCUAUUGUUCGUGUGAAUGCAGAUUCGGUUUCAUGAAGAAAACGACAUACUGCGGAGUAUGUGGUGGUUACGAAAUGAUUGGAGAAGAAUUAGCAGGAAAACAGAUAAAAGAAGUAUUUCCAUGUCCAUAUUAUCAUAAACUUAUUGAUAAGAAUAAGUUAAAAACAUUGAGCACUACUGGAAGUGACAGUAAGAAGAAAGGUGACGAUGUAAGUGUAAAAGCGAUGAAAGUCAGUUCAAGCCAGAAAGCAACAGCAUCUGAAAAACGCACCCCAUCAGCUGUUACUGAAAAGAAAAGCGUUGAAUCCGAAAAAGAUAGCAAAAAAAGUAAAAAGAAAAAGAAAGAUGAUCGAUUUAAAUUCAAUUACGGCUAUAAAGCUCCUCAAAUUGGGCACAGUAGAUGUGCAUUUCCUUGUACUGGUACAUUGAAUAAUGUGCCGAAAAAGAUGGGUUGGCUCUGGACUGCUGAAGAUGUACCAGGAAUGAAGGUGAAAUAUGGGUGGAAACCUGGCGCGAUUUCCAAACGCCUCUUGAAAAUGCUUAAUAAAGCGAAAUUACGAAAAUCUGUCGUUACUGAAGUUAAACAAGUUAAACGACAAAAGAAACACACAGAACCCAAACCUCUUAUAACAGUUGACAAAACAAACGGGAAAUACCAUAUUGAAAUGCAAGUUUCUGAAAACGACGAACACACACCGUUAAUAUACGACAUUGAAAGUGUGAAUAACAAAGCCAAAUUGAGAAAGAGAGAGAAAUUACAGAAAUAUCUAACUUCCCAUGCUGUAAAAAAGGUGUGGACGGAUCCAUUUCACCCACAAAAUUGUGAAAAUAUUUGUCUUAAAUCGUUUUACGAAGCUAUGGGAAUGACAGCUCCAGAGACAGUUCCAGAAAACAUUGAAGAAACUAGUUGCACCUGUGAAGAUGAAGAGGUAUCAUCAAGUUGCGAUUCUUCAGAAGUCGAUUGGGUGAUACAUUUUACACCGCCAAUAUCUAAUUAUCUCCGUUCACAAUUAUCUAAUGUUGAAGAAAUAAACUUAAACCAACUGUUGUAA